Messenger RNA from Callithrix jacchus (white-tufted-ear marmoset), 2229 nucleotides. Lineage: Eukaryota; Metazoa; Chordata; Mammalia; Primates; Cebidae. The record is from RefSeq and is a predicted model, not a curated record.
AGCCGGCCCGGGCGGCAGGCAAAAUGUGAAUGAGAAAGAGGAGCGCGAUUUAAAGGUGCUGGCGGCGCCCGCCGGAGACAAGUACGCCGGCUUCGCGCGCUCCCCUGCGGCCCGCGGGAGGCGACGGACAGCGGGACAGACGGACGGACGCACGGACAGCAGCUAACCGGGGCCGAGGGUCGCAGCUGCGACGAGCGCGGGCUCCGACGGGCAAGCGGCGGACGGGGGCUCCGGCGAGCCCGCGGGGCCCGGGCGCCCUCUCCACUCCGGGGCGCACGGCCUCAUCCCGCGCACCCGCCGGGCAUGAAGCGGGCACAGGACUGAGCGGAGGAGGCGUCGGCUCUCCGGUCCCCGCUCCGUCCCUGCCUGGCGCUCCCGGAGGUGCUCCCGGCGUCCGGCGGGCUUCCCGGCGGCGGCGCGGCGCGGGGACUUUUCGCCUCUCGCUGGCCUCUCCCGAGCGCGUCUAUGAGCGCAGCGUUCCCGCCGUCGCUGAUGAUGAUGCAGCGCCCGCUGGGGAGUAGCACCGCCUUCAGCAUAGACUCCCUGAUCGGCAGCCCGCCGCAGCCCAGCCCUGGCCAUUUCGUCUACACCGGCUACCCCAUGUUCAUGCCCUACCGGCCGGUAGUGCUGCCGCCGCCGCCGCCGCCGCCGCCCGCGCUGCCCCAGGCCGCGCUGCAGCCCGCGCUGCCGCCGGCACAUCCGCACCACCAGAUCCCCAGCCUGCCCACCGGCUUCUGCUCCAGCCUGGCGCAGGGCAUGGCGCUCACCUCUACGCUCAUGGCCACGCUCCCCGGCGGCUUCUCCGCGUCGCCCCAGCACCAGGAGGCGGCAGCGGCCCGCAAGUUCGCGCCGCAGCCGCUGCCCGGAGGCGGUAACUUCGACAAAGCGGAGGCGCUGCAGGCUGACGCGGAGGAUGGCAAAGGCUUCCUGGCCAAGGAGGGCUCGCUGCUCGCCUUCUCCGCUGCCGAGGCGGUGCAGGCUUCGCUCGUCCGCCUGUCCCGCUCCGCGGUGACCUCGGGUCCCGGUCGGGGCUGUCCGAGGGCAAGGGAAAGACGAGUCAAAGGUGGAAGACGACCCCAAGGGCAAGGAGGAGAGCUUCUCGCUGGAGAGCGAUGUGGACUACAGCUCGGAUGACAAUCUGACUGGCCAGGCGGCUCACAAGGAGGAAGACCCGGGCCACGUGCUGGAGGAGACCCCGCCGAGCAGCGGCGCGGCGGGCAGCACCACGUCUACGGGCAAGAAUCGGCGGCGGCGGACUGCCUUCACCAGCGAGCAGCUGCUGGAGCUGGAGAAGGAGUUCCACUGCAAAAAAUACCUCUCCUUGACCGAGCGCUCGCAGAUCGCCCACGCCCUCAAACUCAGCGAGGUGCAGGUGAAAAUCUGGUUCCAGAACCGACGGGCCAAGUGGAAACGGGUGAAGGCAGGCAAUGCCAAUUCCAAGACGGGGGAGCCCUCCCGGAACCCUAAGAUCGUCGUCCCCAUCCCCGUCCACGUCAGCAGGUUCGCCAUUAGAAGUCAGCAUCAGCAGCUAGAGCAGGCCCGGCCCUGAGGGUCCAGAAGGGCCAGGGUCUGGCACCCACCUGGAGAAGCCCCGGCACCCGAGGGAACCCAUGGUGGACUCCACUGUGUUUGAAGCAACACUCGAAGUCACAGCCCAACUGUGGCCAUCCCAAGCAAAUUGAGAAUAUAUUCACUACAUGGGCUUAAAAGACUGCUUUUGAAGGGACUUACUGCCACACCAGAAGACACUCGAAAUAUUUAUUAUACUAUGCUACUUUGUACAUAAAUAUGUCCAUAGACUGGAUCUCAGCGGCAGUAUUUUGAAAGUUAUAGGACUUAAUUACCCAAUAAUGUUCUCCACUCAUUUCAGAAGAAAACCAAACCUCUGCUGUAAUCCGCGCGGUUAGCAGCCUCCUUUCCAUACUUCUCCAAAGGUAAACGUGAAACCCAAGAACAAGCGCUGGGGUUGAAACUGAUUUUGGUUUGCGUUCUGGCUUUUUGAGUUGACUGAGAAGCAGACGCUAUUAGGCAGCCUGGAAAUUCGCUUUGCUUUGCUUCGGUUGCGCCUGGCUUUGGUUUCCCCUGGGGUUGCCUAUCGUAUCUGAGCCAUGUGAAGCACGUCUCCGUUGUGUUAAUUUAUUUCAAUGUAGCUUAUUUUCUUAUAAGUUAUGACGUUUAAACAAUUUCAGUCUUGUGAAUAAUAAAAAGGACAGGGGGAAGAAAGACCAA